AUGAAGAAUCAAGUAAUCCCCAUAUUUGAUGGAGAGAAGUACGACUUCUGGAGCAUCAAGAUGACAACCAUUCUCAAGACCAGGAAGUUAUGGUCUGUGGUUGAAGAAGGCGUAGCAGCCCCACCAGCACAAGUGGAUGAAACCCCUGAAACAGCAAGGGCAAGAUCGCUUAGAGAAGAAGCGAUGAUGAACGAUACAUUGGCUUUGCAAAUCUUGCAAACUGCUGUAUCGGAUCAUAUAUUCUCACGGAUUGCAGCAGCAUCAACAUCCAAAGAGGCGUGGGAUGCAUUGAAGGAGGAGUAUGAAGGCUCUCCUCAAGUUCGUUUGAUUAAACUUCAAACAUUGCGAAGGGAGUAUGAGAAUCUGAAGAUGUAUGAGAAUGAAGACAUUAAGGUCUUCACAGAUAAGAUAGUUGAAUUGGCAAAUCAAUUAACUUAUCAUGGUGAACAGAAGUCAGAUGUUCAACUCAUACAGAAGAUACUCAUCUCUCUCCCAGCCAAGUUCGAUAGCAUAGUCAGUGUGUUGGAGCAAACAAGCGAUUUGACUUCAACAAAGAUGACAGAGUUGAUCGGGAUCUUGAAGGCUCAUGAAGCAAGGCUGGCUGCAAGAGAAGAAAGCACCAGUGAAGGAGCAUUCGAUGCUCGUGUUAAACACAAAAAUUCUGGUGUUACACAAGACAACUCAAAGCGCCAAGGAGGCAAGAAGUGGUGCGGUUUCUGCAAGAGAAACAACCACAAUGAGAGCGAUGCUACUCAAAGAAGAAAGAGAAGGCACAUGUGA
Messenger RNA from Brassica rapa (field mustard), 780 nucleotides. RefSeq lists its product as uncharacterized. The record is from RefSeq and is a predicted model, not a curated record. Lineage: Eukaryota; Viridiplantae; Streptophyta; Magnoliopsida; Brassicales; Brassicaceae.